UAGGUAGGCAACUAGGCAUCACUCCACAUCAGCCAACAUUCCAUACACAACAGGCACAGCAUGCAAACAUCGCCGAGGGUCACGGCACGGUGAAUUCCAUUCUUCUAGCCACCCACAACAACCAGUCGACUCCAUCAAUCAUGUAUAGCUACAGAUGCGUAGAGCUACGUACAUAGCUAGUCAUAUAUACAUGCGUUCGUGUGCGCUCUGCACACACUGGUUUCCCUGCCAAAUCCACAGGCCGGCUGCCUGUGCCUGGUCCUUUUCGUCCCGGGAACAGGACCCCUCCUCCAUUAUUGAUGGAUCCAUGGAUGCUCGCCUCUAUUAUUUCGAUCCCUUGAUUCGGUUCUUGCUUGGCUUUUACCUUUCUCAGGUCUCUUCUCUUCCUUCAAUUCUCCCCGGCCGAGCCCGAGCGCAGUACGUGCUCCGUCUGUUAUGGUUCUUCAGCUAGGUUGCUGAGAGGAAAUUAAUCAAGGUAGUAGGCAUUUUGGACGGGAGCAAUGAAGAUCCCGAGCUUUGAGAGCACGGGCAGCGGCGCCAGCGGCUCCGGCUCCGGCUCCCGCUCCUUCAACCUGCGGAACCUGUCCAAGCUCAUCCUGCCGCCCCUCGGCGGUCUGCAGGCCGGCUACAGCCAGUCCCCUGCCGGUUCCUACAAGCGGGUCGUCUCGCCGCUCGACUCCAGAUACAGGUGCUGGGAGACGUUCAUGGUGGUCCUGGUGGCGUACUCGGCGUGGGUGUACCCGUUCGAGGUGGCCUUCAUGAACGCCUCCCCCAAGGGGGGGCUGGAGGUGGCCGACAUCGUCGUCGACCUCUUCUUCGCCGUCGACAUCGUGCUCACCUUCUUCGUCGCCUACAUCGACUCCAGGACGCAGCUCCUCGUCCGGGACAGGAAGAGGAUAACUUUCAGGUAUCUGUCGACAUUUUUCAUCUUGGAUGUGGCCUCGACGAUUCCCUUCCAAGGCCUGGCCUACCUCGCCACCGGCGAGGUCAAGGAAGGCGUGGCGUACAGCGUACUGGGUAUCUUCCGGCUCUGGCGUCUAAGGAAGGUCAAGCAGUUCUUUACGAGGCUAGAGAAGGACAUCAGAUUCAGCUACUUCUGGGUACGCUGCGCACGGCUCAUCGCGGUUACCCUGUUCCUGGUGCACUGCGCCGGUUGCCUGUACUACCUGAUCGCCGACAGGUACCCUGAGAGGGAGAAGACGUGGAUCGGGGCCGUGAUCCCCAACUUCCGGCAGUCGAGCCUGUGGAUCCGCUACAUCUCGUCCAUCUACUGGUCCAUCACCACCAUGACCACCGUGGGCUACGGCGACCUGCACGCCCAGAACAACGUGGAGAUGAUCUUCAACAUCUUCUACAUGCUCUUCAACCUCGGCCUCACCUCCUACCUCAUCGGCAACAUGACCAACCUCGUCGUCGAGGGCACCCGCCGCACCAUGGAGUUCAGGAACAGCAUUCGGGCUGCUUCCAACUUCGUGUGCCGGAACCACCUGCCGCCGCGGCUGCAGCAGCAGAUCCUGGCCUACAUGUGCCUCAAGUUCAGGGCGGAGAGCCUGAACCAGCAGCAGCUCAUGGACCAGCUGCCAAACUCCAUCUGCAAGAGCAUCUGCGAGCACCUCUUCCUCCCCGUGGUCAAGGACGUGUACCUCUUCAAGGAGGUCUCGAGGGAGACGCUCCUGCUCCUGGUAACGAAGACGAAGCCGGAGUACAUACCGCCGAAAGAGGACGUGAUCGUGCUGGGCGAGGCGGCGGACGACGUGUACAUCGUGGUAUCCGGCGAGGUGGAUAUCAUACGCUUGGACGGCGAGGGCAAACGGGAGGAGCUGGUGGUGGGCACGCUGGGGCCCAAGGACAUCUUCGGCGAGGUGAGCGCGUUGAGCGACCGCCCGCAGAGCUUCACGUUCCGGACCAGGACGCUGAGCCAGCUGCUGAGGCUGAAGCAGGCCACCCUCAAGGAGGCCAUGCACAGCAAGACUGAGGACAGCGUCGUCAUCAUCAAGAACUUCCUCAAUCAUCAGAUGGAGGUGCAUGACAUGAAGGUGGAGGACUUGCUGGGCGAAAACACGGCGGAGUUGGACGGCGGCAACAUCCCCUGCAAUCUGCUGACGGUCGCUGCGACGGGGAACAGCAGCUUCCUUGAGGACCUCCUCAAGGCCGGGAUGGACCCUGAUGUCGGUGACUCCAAGGGCAGAACCGCUCUGCACAUCGCGGCGGCCAAUGGGUACGAGGACUGCGUGCAGGUUCUGCUCAGGCACGCCUGCAACGUCAACAUCAAGGACGCGCAGGGCAACACGGCGCUGUGGCAGGCCAUCGCGGCGCGGCACCACAAGGUCUUCAGCGUCCUGUACAGCGUUGCGCGCGCCACGUGCCCGCACGCCGGCGGCGACCUGCUCUGCCUGGCCGCGCGCCGCGGCGACGUGGACACGCUCGCGGAGCUCCUUAAGCAUGGGCUGGACGUCGACGCGGCGGGCCACGACGGCGCCACCGCGCUGCGCGUCGCGCUGUCGUCGUCGUCCCAGGGUGGCAGGCGGGCCGCCGACGUGGCGAGGUUCCUGGUCAUGAACGGGGCCAGCGUGGACAAGGCGAGAGUCCACGAAGACGACGGCGCCACGAGGCCCACGACGGUACUGCCGCUGGAGGAGCUGCGUGAGCUCGAGAAGAGGCGGGAGGUCGUUCACCCGAUAACCAUAUACGACUCGCCGGCGGCGGACGUCGUCGCCCGGGUUGUCGGCGGCGGCUCGAACCCGUCCGGGGAUGGACGGCAAGGGAGGUUCUCGAGCACGAGGUCGUCGGACAGCGGGCACUGGCCGAGGGUGAGCGUGUACAGAGGCCAUCCGUUUGUUAGAAACCACGGCUCCGAGGCCGGCAAGCUCAUCAACCUCCCCAGCACGAUGGCAGAGCUCAAAGCCGUCAUUGAGAAGAAGUUUAAAGUGGAUGCGGAGAAGGCGCUGGUGGUGAACGACGAAGGAGCGGAGAUCGAGUCGGUGGACGUGAUCCGGGACAACGACAGGCUCUUCAUCGUCACGCAAGAGCAUAUGAGGAUACUUGCGUCGCUGGACUCGGUGGCUGCAGCUUCAUAGCACUACGCCUUUCUCUGCACGUAGGUUCAGCUGUUUCAGUAGCACGUCUCGUGUAUAUAACACUUGUGCUAGCCGGAGCGUAUUUUUGGUUUUCUCGAUCUCUUCUUCUGAAUAAUUCCAGUCAUCUCCGUGGCGACGAUCCAAAGGAACCUGACAAGUGCCACCCGGAUGACUUGUGAAGUUGUAGUGUUUGUUCCCCAUUUAUACAUGGACUAGAGUCUAGAGGUACAGCAAAUGUAUGCAUGGGUGAUGUAAACGGGAGUGGGAAAUCGGCCGCAAGUACGAAUCCGCCCGAAGUUUCAAGCUUUCAGUCAUGAGAUACCACAAUUUCAGCUGCAAUAUAUGAAGUUAUGAACUGAUGCAGCAACGUCA
Brachypodium distachyon (stiff brome) is the source of this 3449-nucleotide messenger RNA. RefSeq names its product potassium channel AKT2. Gene Ontology annotation, molecular function: voltage-gated potassium channel activity; protein binding. Gene Ontology annotation, biological process: transmembrane transport; potassium ion transport. NCBI's taxonomy places the organism in Eukaryota, Viridiplantae, Streptophyta, Magnoliopsida, Poales, Poaceae. The transcript has 9 exons. Bases 501 to 3077 code for a protein of 858 amino acids. Gene Ontology annotation, cellular component: membrane. The record is from RefSeq and is a predicted model, not a curated record.